AGACAGUCCAGUGAGCUUAUCAGUUUGCGUGCGGCUGCUGUGGAUCGUGUUGCAUCUUGUGUUUCGUGUGCAAUCGCACUUUGCGGUAUCGCGGCGGGAAAUAACGUACGUGCACUACUUGGACUGCGGUUUAAUUCGCACUUAAACCAUUAUUGGCUUCAUUCUAUUCUUGUAUUGAUACCUAAUGAACAAUAAAGAUAGAGUAUCAAUAGCGCUUUGAACGUGAAUCGGACCACAGCCUUGGAAGAAAGCGAAACGAUUCGAUCGUUAUUACAUAUUAAAGCCGGUGGUGGGGUGUCGCCGGAAAUUCUACUUUUCUCAUACUCUCCACCCUUUUUCUCAUCGAGCCUCUAUCAACUCGUGCGUGCGUGUCAAAUGCGUGACGAGAAGCGACGAGGAAGUCACGCAAGCAACACGAUUUAUUUGCUCGCAGCAAAUGUAUCUGCAAACAUGGAUAUUUGUGAUAGCGCAUAUAACUUAUGCUCAAUAUGUCAUCGCCAAAUCUGGAUUAUGCAACGGCUACAAGUCUGGCGAAGACGAUCUGCAGACGUUCGACUUCAUCAGCAAGCUGAAAUUGGACUCCGGUUACAUUGGCAUGACGAAGGUCCGGGGCAGCAAUCGCAUGCAGACUGCAUACCGUCUGGAGAAAGACAAUGAUGUCACUCUUCCAAUGAAAAACAUUAUACCCAACGGACUUCCAGAAGAAUUCUCGUUAGUGUACUCACUGAGAGCUAGGAAAUUACCGAAGUAUCCUUGGCAUGUCAUUAAGAUUGCGGACGCAAACGGCGACGCUCAGUUUCUCAUCACGAUGAAUUCCAAGAAGCGAACGCUGGAUUUUUCAUCGAUCGACCACGAGGGAGAAUUACAGACGGUUUCCUUCAUAAAUAAUCGCGUGUUCGACAGGGGUUGGCACAAGGUAAACUUUGGAGUGUUCAAGGAUAAGUUAAUUCUUAACAUCGAUUGUGAAUUCGUUGGCAUGGAAGAAUUAAAACCGCGCAGGCCAGUCAAAGUCGACGGAGAUAUAUCGAUAGCCAAAAUGAGCAAUAGUAAGAUCACUGUACCGAUUGAUGUGCAAUGGAUGGUUCUAAAUUGCGAUCCAACGAGACACGAAAGAGAAACGUGCGAGGAGCUGCCGAAGACCGUAGCUGCUCCACUUCAACUAAAACCCACUUGCGACAUGAUCUGUCCGCAAGGACCACGUGGAUUUAAUGGUACAAAUGGACUUGCCGGUCCACCUGGGCCACCCGGAGCACCGGGACCAAUUGGUACUACAGGUAUACCAGGAUUUCCAGGGCAACGUGGACCACCAGGGGAACAAGGAAUACCAGGAAUUCCAGGUAACAUUGGUGCAAGAGGUUUUCCAGGAUUACAAGGUUCCAAAGGAUCGAACGGCCCAGUGGGACCAUCAGGUUUACCAGGCCCAAAGGGAGAAAGAGGCGAUAUGGGAUUCCCGGGUCUGAAAGGAGAUCAAGGUCCUCGAGGAUUUCCAGGUCCACCAGGAAAUAUGAGCGAUUUUUUUCUUGGUUCGCUGAGAUAUAAGGGUGAGAAAGGAGCCAAAGGUGAACAAGGAGAUAACGGAGUUCAGGGACAACCGGGUGAAAAAGGCGAAUCUGGAGACAGGGGAUAUCCGGGAUUAGAUGGCUCCCGCGGUCGAGACGGUGCACCAGGCCUUCCUGGCCUUCCUGGACCUCCUGGUCGUCCUGGAUCUCAAGGCAGCACUGUAUUUAUGAACACUUCUAGCAUUCCAGGGCCACAAGGUCCUCCUGGCAUAAGAGGACUACCAGGUCCACCAGGACUGCCAGGGUUACCAGGACCUCCGGGUCAAAUAGGCCCAAAGGGCGAUAUCGGAGAACGUGGUCGAGAUGGCAUGCCGGGAUUGAUGGAUAAUAAUGUACCGGGACCACCUGGUCCCGAGGGUCCUGUUGGUCCUCCUGGCGAUGAUGGUCUGCCAGGUGAUAAAGGAGAAAUUGGACCAAUGGGCCUUGCAGGACCGCCUGGAGUUCCAGGAAAGGAUGGAUAUCCAGGAUUACCAGGACCGCAGGGACUACCAGGGCCACGCGGAGAACCAGGGUCUCCAGGUCUUCGAGCUUUAGAUGGACUCGCGGGAAAACCGGGACUGCAAGGAAAUGAUGGAAAACCAGGCCAGAAAGGUAACAAAGGACAAGAAGGCGAACAAGGACCUGUUGGACCUCGCGGUCUACCAGGAAAUUCGGGCUUAAUGGGUUCACCAGGCGUACCAGGUGAACCAGGAUUGGAAGGGAGACCAGGUCAACCUGGUCCUCCAGGCUCAAUAGGCCCUCCAGGACCUCCAGGACCUCCUGGUCUUUCAGCUGCGAACAGUAGCUUUGAUAGCACUGGUAAUCCCGGUCUCGAGGGACCUAGAGGUUCUCCAGGUCCUCCAGGCAUACCAGGUGAAAGAGGAGCUCCUGGAGAACGAGGACCGACAGGUCAAAUAGGACCGCCCGGAAUACCCGGUAAAGACGGAGCGCCUGGAUUGCAAGGUCCACCUGGGAACAGAGGCCAAACGGGAUUACCCGGGCUUCAAGGUUUAUCGGGCCAUAGUGUAAGCGAAGCGGAAAUUCGCGAUAUUUGUGCCAGUGUUCUGAGAGAACAGAUGACCGCAAUGGCAGCACUAAUACAAGGUCCACCUGGUCUGCCUGGUCGAGGUCGUCCGGGCCGUCCUGGAUUACCUGGUCCCCAAGGUCGCCCAGAGAGACUGAAAGAACUAAUAGAGGGUCUACGAGGGCUACCCGGUUUACCGGGACCGGCUCGACACGGUCGUCCCGGUCGAGCCGGAAAACAGGGCAUUCCAGGUGAUCCAGGAUCACCGGGUUUGCCGGGGGAACGCGGUUUCGUUGGUUUACCGGGGUCGCAGGGUCCUAUCGGUCCACAGGGACCACCUGGUGAACGUGGGGAAAAGGGAGAUAGAGGCCCGGAAGGAAUCGGUUUGGAAGGCUCGCCUGGCCAAACAGGUCCACCAGGGCCUCCUGGUAAUGACGGCGUCGGUUUACCCGGAAGACAAGGAGACAGAGGUGAACCAGGUAGACCAGGUGUCCCUGGUGCGAGAGGGCCGCCAGGAGUUCAAGGAUCACCUGGAUAUUGCGAAUUCUGCAAUUAUCCUGGCAGCAAUUAUUUGCUUAAUCGUGGAAAUGAGAAAGGUCCUUGAUCAGUUGUAGGAACUAAUUUUUAGGAUAUAGCGAAAGAAGCACUGCAGGAAGAGAGAUAUUGUUAAAAAAACGUAGUCUAUGUACUUUCUGUACAUGUGAAUGCUUUUAUAACUUAGCUCCCAAUCCCUAAAAAUUUCUUACAAAGCACUGCCAUGUAAAGCUAACGUUUUUCUAAAUUACAAUUUAAUCCAAUGUAUUAUUUAAUAAAACGCAUUUCUCGAUA
Messenger RNA from Solenopsis invicta (red fire ant), 3390 nucleotides. RefSeq names its product collagen alpha-2(IX) chain. Lineage: Eukaryota; Metazoa; Arthropoda; Insecta; Hymenoptera; Formicidae. Bases 437 to 3166 code for a protein of 909 amino acids. The record is from RefSeq and is a predicted model, not a curated record. The transcript is spliced from 20 exons.